Musca domestica (house fly) is the source of this 6759-nucleotide messenger RNA. RefSeq names its product membrane-associated guanylate kinase, WW and PDZ domain-containing protein 1 (gene Magi). Gene Ontology annotation, cellular component: cytoplasm. NCBI's taxonomy places the organism in Eukaryota, Metazoa, Arthropoda, Insecta, Diptera, Muscidae. Gene Ontology annotation, molecular function: protein binding. Gene Ontology annotation, biological process: hippo signaling. The coding region runs from base 1024 to 5784 and encodes 1586 amino acids. The record is from RefSeq and is a predicted model, not a curated record. The transcript has 7 exons.
UGAUUUUGUGCGUUUGAAAAUCUAACAAUUUUAGCUAGUAAUUAACAAAAUAAACAAAAAUUUAAAUACAAAAUAAGUGCCUUAAUAUAUUUGUGUGUAGAUUUGUAAGAAAUUCCAAUGGCAAUGUGAAAAAUAAUGCCAUUUAAAAGUGAAGUUAUAAUUGUCAAGUGAAGUGCAUGGAAGCAAACAAGUUGAAACUCCACAACAACAACAACAAGAAGCAACACCACAAACAGGUAGAAAUAAAUUGUGGAGUAAGAAAAAAAUCAAAUAAAAAUAUGCGCAAAUAAUGCUGUAAAAUAUCAUAUAAUUAUAUUGAUAUAUUUGUAAAUUGUAAUAAAAAGGAUAAAAUAAAAGAAUUUCGUUUUAAUUUGCACGUUUGCAAUUUGUUUAUUAAAUAAAAAAUUGUUCUAUUCUUAUGUUUUCAUCAGUGCUCGUCGAUUUUUAUAUUCUCCUGUGAUGCUACAACGGAAAUGUAAAGAAUAAAUAUUUGAAAUAUUUUCUAAAAAAAAAAAAAAAAAUAAGACAACAACAAUUUCAAAUUUGCCAGAAAAAGUGACUGCCAUAAACCCCGUUCCACUUGUUUGCCUUGUUCUGAGGAAAGAAUAAACAAAACAUUCCAAGAAUUCCAAGAAAUAUCUGGAGAUAUGUAUGGUCUCUCUCGUUCUCUCUCCCUCCCUCUUUUCCCUGUUGGCUUGUAAUAAUACAUUGUCAUUGCCAUAAUGACAUCUGGUGGAUUGCAGCUUGGCGAAAAUGUCUUUACGAUUGGCUGUAAGAAAUUCUGCCAUUCAGUCCAGCAACGGUAAAUGCAGCAGCAGCAGCAACAGCAGGCACAACAACAACUGUGAUAUCAGCAAGACAACAACAUUGACAACGGAAAGUCAUCAUCAUCAUCAUCAUAAUUGUCAGUUGCGAAAUUGCAACACGGUCUGUUAAAGGGUCAGCAACAGCAGCAGCUAGACAUUCCAACAUAUUACAACAACAAUUAUACUGCAACAAAACAACAACAGCAACAACGCCAACAUGAAUGCAAUAUCUGGAACAUGUAAUUAUUCCACAGGCAACAGCAUGAAUCCAAACACGCCGACAGCAACAACGACAUCGUCACUGCCGCCUCUGUCGUCAUCAUCAGCAUCAUCUGUGUCUGGCUCCCCGGCAGUGACGAAUCUUCUUCCCAAAAAUCCAGAAGAUUUCUAUACAACCGUACAAAAACAUCCACAGCACCACCAUCAGCAGCAGCAGCAGCAACAACAACUACAACAUAAUAACUAUUAUCAACCGCCUCCUGCCGUGGGCAAUUCUCAGCAGCAGCAGCAGCAGCAGCCAUACCAUGCUACGGCUGCUGCAACGGGUUUGGCCACAUUUAACGGAAAUUCAAAUUUAGAAAAUGCCACAGUGACCAAUGGUGGUGGUGCUGGUGGCCAGAACAACAACAACAACCACCUGACCAACAAUUCAAAUUACAACAACGGUAAUUCAAAUCAGCCUCCACCACCGGCACUACCCCAUCCCAACCAUAAGCCUCCUGCAGGCCCCUACCAACAUCUUGCCUCAACGGCAACAACACCAACAACUACGUCAUCCUCCUCAUCUCCGGUUGCUGUUGGCAAAACGGAUGGUGGCCAUACCUCUUCCUCCUCACCAUCAUCGGCGAAUAGUCUUCUAAGUGGUCCUUCUGGUCUUACUUCCGCUUUUGCCAAGAAACAGCAGCAGCAGCAACAGCAAUUACAUGCUUCCCGGGAGGAUGUUACCAAUAACGGUGGUGGUGGAGGAGUGGGAGGGGGAGGAGCAGGUGGUACUGGCGCCAACAUCCAUAGUCAAUCUUCAUCUUCAAUGAACAACAAUAACAAUAAUCAAUAUCAGCAGCAACAGCAGCAGCCGCUCCAACAUCAUCAUUCCCACAACUAUCCCAGCCAGCCAAUGAUGGUUAAUGGAUUUGGGAAUACCAGCUCAAAUAGUCAACAUAAUCUCAAUAGUAUAUUAAAAGGCAGCAAAGAAAAUCUACUGCAAAAUAGCUACAGUAAUGGCAGCAUUAGUGGCAGUACCACAGGCAGUGAAACUGGAGGUGGUACCAAUUCCAGUAAUCACAUAGAACAAGAUGAUCCCGGAGAUGGGUUGGGACCCCUGCCGCCAAAAUGGGAGACAGCCUAUACGGAGAGAGGAGAGCUAUAUUUUAUUGAUCACAAUACGGGCACCUCACAUUGGCUGGAUCCCCGGCUAUCGAAAUUCCAAAAGAAAUCUUUGGAGGAAUGUACCGAAGGUGAAUUACCCUAUGGUUGGGAGAAAAUUGAGGAUUCCCUCUAUGGGACCUAUUACAUAGAUCAUGUAAAUCGCAAGACCCAAUAUGAGAAUCCGGUAUUGGAAGCCAAACGGCGGGCGGCGGAGCAAAAACAAAAUCAGCAACAGCAGGCACAACAACAGGCUCAGGCCCAACAACAGGCACAGGCCCAAGCCCAGGCACAGCAGCAUUUACAGAGACCCCAAACUCCCUCCUCAUCGAGUGUUCUGAAUGGUGCCGGUGCUAGUAUUGCCUUAAGUUCAGUGUCCUCAGCCUCCACCCUAUCCACAGUGGAUAUAUCCCAAAGAGCCAUGCAACCCCCACCGCCCAUGGCAGCGCAAGACUUGAGUAGCCCCAAGGGAAUGUUACCCUAUAAAUUUACCCGCAAUCCUGCGGAAAUGCAAGGGGAACGCAUCACCACAACGCUACUGAAAUCGGCCCGAGGCCUGGGCAUAACCAUUGUGGGUGGUGAUGGGGAUGGUGUUGAGGAAUUUCUCCAAAUUAAAUCCAUUGUACCCAAUGGCCCCGCCUGGUUGGAUGGCACGCUGCAAAUGGGUGACGUCCUGGUCUAUGUGAAUGACACGUGUGUUUUGGGUUUCAGCCAUCAUGAAAUGGUAAACAUCUUCCAAUCCAUUAUGGUGGGUGACACCGUUACCCUGGAGGUUUGUCGUGGUUAUCCCCUGCCCUUUGAUCCCAAUGAUCCAAAUACCGAAGUGGUGACCACCAUUGCCGUGGAUGGCAUGUCCAAUGAUGCGGAGAAGCAGCGACGCAUGCUAAUGGAUCUCAAUAUGGAUGGAAAUUACAAUUUCCUGGAUAUCUCUGCGGCAAGCAGUAAUGGCGGAGGUGGGGGAAAUAAACUGAAUUUAAGUUCAAGCAGCGGCAGUGGUGGUGGAGGUACCUUGGAUAACAGCGGUUUUAUUUUGAUGAAAAAACCCGAGGUCCAUACCUUUUCCAUUAUCAAGGGGGCCAUGGGUUUUGGUUUUACCAUUGCCGAUUCCUCCUAUGGCCAGAAAGUAAAGAAAAUUCUCGAUCGUUCAUGCUGUCGUGAGCUGCAGGAGGGAGAUAUUUUGCUGGAAAUCAAUGAUCACAUGGUUAGGAAUAAAUCCCAUCAGGAUGUGGUACAAAUUCUUAAGGAUUGUUCCAAAACCGAGCCAACUUUGGUAAAGAUUCAAAGGCCUGUAAAUACCACCUCGCCGAAUGGCAACAAUUCCGGUGUUUCAAAGCUGAGGAAAAAUUUCCUGGGUGGCACCACAAGCAUUGGGAACAAUGCCCUGUUUCGCAGCAAAACUCCCACAGCCGAUUUGUAUAGUACCAUGCAAAAGGAAAUUUUACCAAUAAGGCCAAAAACACCCCUGGUGGAUACACGAAGGGCCAGGGUUAAAACACCCAAUAUGGAGCUGAAUGAAGACAAUGAAGUGGCGGCAGUGAAUAACAAAUCAAAUGAAACAGAUUCACCUCUGGAACGCUCCCUGGCCGAGAGUAAAUCUCAUUUGAACGAGGGCAGUAAAUCCCAGAAUUCUCUCUCCGAAUUGGAUGCCAUCAAUCAUGAUAUACCCUUUAUGGAUCCCUAUCCAAAAAUGGUGACAAGUUUAAGUGAACGCUUGGCCAGUGUGACCAUGCAGAAUGAUAAUGGUGCGGCAGCCUCAACGGCGACGGGUGGCUACUUGAGGACCACAGCCUCUGGGGUGGCCAACUAUGAAAACCAAAGUGAUUAUGUUAGUGGUGGUAGUGGAAAUUAUAGCUCCAUUUAUGGCCUCUCACAAAUGCCACCCACCAUGAGUCCAUUGAGUGGGGCUCUGUAUGGGCCGCCGGCGGGAAUUUCACCGGGUGGCGGUGGUGGUGGAGGUUUAAUGGCUCCCGCCUCUAACAGCUAUCACCAUCAUCAUGAAUCUUGUUUCUGUUAUGAAUGUCAAGAUUUUCGCUGCAAUCGUCUCAAUCAAUUCAAUACCCAGCCGCCACAGCAUCAACAACCCUCUCCGCGAAGCUAUUAUGCUGCCAACCACUAUGCCGGGCAGCAUCCAGCCCAAUAUUCUCCCGCCUCCUCAGCCAGUUUACAAGCGGCACACAUACAAAAUGAACGCAUGCAGAAACGGGUAAAUGAGCUGCUAAACGAUCGAAGGCGAGUGGGCUUUUCCCCACUGGAACAUCAGCAGCAGCAGCAACAGCAGCAUCAUCAUCACCAUAAUACGGGAGUUUCCAGUUAUUCCCCAUCAGCAUCCCAGGUCCAACAUCCGCACUCCUCCUCCGUCUCCUCCUCAAUGAUGGCACAUCAUGGCCAAGCCUCGGCAGGUCUAAAUAGCUGGGGUAAUAAUCACUCAAUGGGUUAUAAUAUUCUACAACCCGCUGGUGCUUCGGAAAUAAUCCAUCACAAUGGUGGCUAUCCCAUUUCAUCGGAUAUCAUAGAUGGUUCCGGGGAACAGUGUGUGUUGUCCGAAGUAACGCUACAACGCCAGGCAUUGGGUUUUGGUUUUAGAAUUGUCGGCGGCACCGAAGAGGGAUCUCAGGUUACAGUGGGCCACAUUGUACCAGGUGGAGCGGCCGAUAAUGAUCAUCGCAUCACAACGGGUGAUGAAAUUCUAAGCAUUGAUGGCAUUAAUGUGGUUAAUGCCUCACACCACAAAGUUGUUUCGCUGAUGGGCGAAGCAGCUCUGCGUGGUCAAGUGACAAUGAUAUUGCGGCGACGCACAGUUGGCCGGACACCAAACACAAAUCUACAACAGCAGCAACAUCAUGCAGGGAUGGGUAAUUCUGGACUACAACAGCAUCAACAACACCCACAUGCUACCAUGGCUUCCCAUCAAAUGCCAAUGAUGUUCCAACAACCCAUGAUGCAGGAGUUGCUCUCCAAUGCCCAACAUCAUCAAUUACCCUUACACUUACGCAAUCAGCCAACGUCAGCGGGGGCGGCGGCGGCUCCCUUACGUUAUCCCUAUGAUGUGAUUGUGAGCCGACAUGAAAACGAGGGUUUCGGUUUUGUCAUAAUCUCGUCGUCCAAUCAAUAUUAUGGUUCCACGAUAGGAAAACUCAUUCCCGGCAGCCCGGCCGAUCGUUGUGGCGAACUCAAGGUGGGCGAUCGCAUAAUUGCUGUAAAUCGCAUUGACAUUGCCGGCAUGUCCCACGGAGAUGUUGUGAAUCUCAUCAAAGAAUCUGGUCUACAUGUACGCCUAACCAUUGGCUGCCCCAAGGAGGGAGCCAUUAUUAAUGCUGCACCCACAAUGCCGGCCGGUAGUAAUGUCACAAAUCCCUCCUCCAUGGCGGCAGCGACGGCGGGAGGAGGUGGUGGUUUAUUGAUCAAUUCGGCUCAAGCCUCGCCGGGUCAGGUGUCCCAGACACCACCGGGUGCCGGUGGGGGGCCUCUACAAUUGCUUGCAAACAAUGACAAUAAUAUAACCCCCUAUUUUGAAAGGCCUCUACUGAGUGCGGGCUCCAAUAAUGGUUCGGUCGCCUCCUCAUCGACACAUAUGUCCGCCCAACAGUCACCCAGCGCCCUGCCACCACAAUUAUGACUCUGAGAAUUGCGUAUAAAACUCUUAAAGAGUUUUCUCUAGUAAAGGGUCCCUUUUUGAAAACUAUUUCACUUUUUUGAAUUUUUAAUUCUAAAAAAAGAAGAAUUCCAAAACAAUCACCCAGAACUACCCACCCACCUUUGGAAAUAAUUGAAUUUCAUUUUUAUCUUUUUUUUUAAUAAUGCACAAUGUUUUGUAUAUAGAAUUUAAGAAUUGUUAUACUAUGGACCCAUAACUGUUAUAAGAAUAUUUUAAUUAUGAAAAUUAUGAAAUGAAAAUCGAAACGAACCAUAUUGCCACUUAUACUUAUAUAGACCUUUCCCUUAUCCAAAGACUGAUGACUCUUAAAUAUGUUAGAACCUGAUGUAUUUUGUUUUGUUUUAUGCAACAUAAAUAUAUAUAUGACACAAAAUGCUAUAUUGACUUUCCAAAAAAAAAAUUACAAAUAUUAAAUCUUUACAUUUAUAUAUAUACACAAAAAUGUACACAUAUUUAUAUACACAAACUGUAACUACUUUUAACAAUAUAAGAAAAAUUAUUUAAAUUUAAAUUCAUUAUUAAAAAAAACACAUAUCAAAACGAUGACAUUAGAAAAACAUAUCAUUACCAGGUUACGAAAAACUAACCUAACAUUUGAAAACCAUUUAAAAGAAAAAUUAAAAAAAAAAGAAUAUAUUUAAAAAACCAAUUUCUCAAUAUGUAAUAGUUUAUCUUGUUAGUUAUUUAAUAGUUUAUUAGAAUACAAACAAAAUUAUAAUUAAUAAUGUUGUCUCAUAAGUGUUAUAUUUGAUAAGUAUGUAGUUUUCCCCUCCAUAUCUCUCUCAGACACACACACUCUCUCUCUCUCUCUCUUUCUCUUUGUCUCUCUAUUCUAGAGCUCCAUUUGCCUUGUACAUUGUUUAAAACACACAAACGAAACGAAAAACAUGUUAUUGCAUAGAAAUAAUUAUUAUAUUAUAUUGAAUAGUUUUUAAU